CAGGCUCUCUCUCCCACCCUCUCACACAUUCUUUAGUGUGUUUGUGUCUGUGUGUCUGUGUUUGUGUGUGUGUGUGUGUGAGGCAGUGUGAGCAUCGCCCUUCGCACCACCCCCUCGGAUCCUCUCUCCUCCCGCGCCGGCAUGGAACUCCCCGCCUACACCUUCUGCCACCCUCCUGAGAAGCCAAGGAGGAAGAGCCAGACGUUGAACUUCUCAGAGGAAGGGUUCCCAGUUGUGCGGCCCUUGGGGUGGUCCAGACAACCGCUGGUGAACGACACCCAGGAAAACUAUGACAACUCCGGAGCCUGUUACGCUUGCGUCAAGCAAAGCACCGGACCAACACCCGCAUGGCUCAAAUUUGACCGCCAGGUGUUGCGGUUUUACGGGUUUUUCAAGGAGCAGGUGGACGAGAGAGUGGAGGAGAAUACGCGAUUCCGCAAGUGCACAAUCUAUUUCUACCUUGCAGAUGGCAUGAUCCACAUUGGGGAACCGGCACAAAGAAACAGCGGAAUUUACUUUCAGGGAGUGUUUUUAAAGAAGCAGAAGGUGCCGAAUGGACGAGGAGGUUUUCUGGAGCCAAAGGACUUUCAGCUGGGGAGGGACAUCACCAUCUACAGCCAUACCUUCCACAUUGUUGGUUGUGAUGUUUUCACAAAGAGAUACUUAAUGAAGCAAAGGCUGCCUGUGGGAGACGAAGAGCCCUGGCCAAAUGAGCCUCUGGAGGAGUAUCGGGCUCAUUACCGGACUUCCAUCAAGCCUCACCAAAAGGAGUAUGCCCUGCGCCAAUUCCUAGACCUUGACGGCAAAGUGCUGCGAUUCUUCUGUGUGUGGGAUGAUCGAGCCGUUCCUUAUGGUGAACGCCGCCCUUACGUGUUGCACUACUUCUUGGGCGAUGACACGAUUGAGAUCCUGGAACUGCAUGAGCGCAACAGCGGGCGCAUGAAUUUCCCCAUGCUAAUCAAGCGCCAGAGAAUAUCCAAAGAAACUCCUCACGACCUCCUGAGCCAGAAAAAGAUUUGUGGAGAGAAGGAUUAUGGACCCAAGGAUGUGUACUAUCGCGACACAGACUUGCACGUAGGAAGCUAUAUCCGUGUCUUUGAUCGCGACUUGCUGUUGCACGAUGUUGAUGAAUUUACUCGAAAUUACUACCGCACCAAGUAUGGCUACACUGAAGACAUGCUUGCGGCCAUUGAUGUCCAGGAGGACGGUCCCGAAUUUGCAAGGAUGGAGAUUCCUGAACACAAUGGCAUAGGAUCCGAGGCAGAUAGCUUGAUGAACUGCAUAAUGUUGGUUCCCAAGGCACCCCAGAAGGAUUUCAUCAAGUUUAUCUACAAGGACGGCAAGAUCUUAACUUUCACAUGCAGAAUGGUAGAAGACCACACCCACAAGGUUCAUCCGGUUGACAAGACGCGGAUGAUGGUUUUCCAAUAUUUCCUGUCGGAUGAUACAAUUCAAGUGUUCGAACCACCAGCCCGAAACUCCGGCUGCGUGUCUGGAAAAUACAUCCAACGGAUAGCGGCGCCGCGAGCUCCAGGCACCCAACGACCUUACAACGCCGGCGACUGUUACAUGGACCAGAAGCUCUACCUCUUCGAUCGGAUCUUCGAGCUCAUGGAGGCCGAUGAGUGGACUCUCAAGUGGAUGGAGGAGGACCCGGCAACGUUUCCGCUUGCGAAUUACGAAUUUGUGGCCAACAAGAUUAAAGCAGCAAUCCGGGGGUUACCAGCAACGCAAUCGGCAGAGCUGAGCAAGAGUAUCAGAGGGCCUGAUCCACCUGCUUCACCGCCUCCGAGGAACCCAUGCAAUCCAAUGCCGCCUGUGUCACCAUGUGGCAACAAGUGUGCGGAGAUGGCCACUCCUCCCUUGUCUUCAAAACGGCCCUGCUCUCCUCCAGACCCCAUCUCACAAAGCCCACCUUCAUGGCCGAAAUCGCCCUCCGCAUCACAAUUAAACCCUGCUGAAUUCAAUCCUAUUGUUAUAAAAGACCUGUUGGCUAAGUAUCAAAUUAACAUCACCAAACAAGAGGUUUCCACUUUGGAGCGUUAUUGUAAGAGAAGCAACCAGUUUCCUAAUGUUUAUGCGCUUCUCAAAUCCUAUUUUUAACCCGUGAAUACAAGAUAUUAGAGAUAUUUGAAAGGGGGAUUUUUAUUCAUAUAACCUCUUCUUAGGUUUCAUAUCAUUGUUUUAUAAGAUGAGAUAUACUUCUUCUAACUUCAAUGUUGCACCCUCAAAUAUUUUUAAAAAUUAGUUGUUUACUAGUGAAUUGAUUCUUUGUUGUAGGCAAGGUAAAAAUGCUAAGUAUGACUAUUAUAUGAGUAUUGUAAUAUGGCUAUUAUAAUAUUGAUUAAAAUUUCAAUUAUUGCAUUAAAAA
Molecule: messenger RNA, 2371 nt
Organism: Physcomitrium patens
Lineage: Eukaryota; Viridiplantae; Streptophyta; Bryopsida; Funariales; Funariaceae
Biological process (GO): cilium-dependent cell motility; mitotic spindle organization; mitotic cytokinesis
Cellular component (GO): mitotic spindle; axoneme
Molecular function (GO): alpha-tubulin binding
Source: RefSeq, a predicted model, not a curated record